AAACCCCUGUUCGAUCGGUUACCAUUUUGAGAGUUCUGCGUACAGUACUGCAAUGACUGUUCCGCGUACAGUACUGGUGUUUGCUGUAUUCCUGGCGUAUGCAGCAGGAAGGCUUUACACAAAGACUGGGAAAAUAUCUAAGUCUACAUGGGAGAGUUGUAUUCAGAAGCAGAUAAUCGAGACUGAAACCAUACAAUGUGCGGUAGUUUGUAUCCUGAUGGGAAACCUUUGUAAUUCUUUCCAUCUAGACAAGGAAAACAACAUCUGUACUGCAGCUCAUUUGGACAAGCUCGAAUAUGUCUUGGAAGAAGAAGAAGAAGUUUUUGCUUACGUUGAAACUGAAGUCUUGAAGGGACUGAUGCUGAUUCAAGCGUUGGUAAAGCAACAGUUCGAUAGAAAACAAGAGAAGAAAUGA
This is a messenger RNA of Eurytemora carolleeae, 415 nucleotides long. RefSeq lists its product as uncharacterized. The record is from RefSeq and is a predicted model, not a curated record. NCBI's taxonomy places the organism in Eukaryota, Metazoa, Arthropoda, Copepoda, Calanoida, Temoridae. Bases 53 to 415 code for a protein of 120 amino acids. The transcript has 5 exons.